AUUGAACUAUAAUUGUGACUUUGGAUUUUAGUUGUGGCUGACUAUAUUUGUAUUUCAGUGAACAUUGACUAUAUAAUAACUAUAUGGAAGCCGGAAAGCAAGCGAUAAACAUGGCCAUGACAUUGUAGAACAAUGAAAACGCUCCUGCUCAGAGACAGGACAAACUAACCCCUGAAAACACUCCCACCUAGUGUCAAGUUGUGUAACUGCCAAAGAUGAAAAACUACAUUAAAUUCAAUUUCUGUAGGCUUUGAUAGAAAUUUAUUUUUCUAUUACAUUACAUUUUGUUCAUGGCAUCAGUUCCCAAUUACAAGCCUCUAAUACCCAAAAUGAUACACCGUACGUGCCCCAGCUCAUUUAAUACCUAGACUCUUCACAAAAUAUCUUAAUACAAUGAAGCCUAAAUUGCUGCCACUGACAGGUCGGCACUGUAGUAGUAGCAAGUGUAUUAUUUUGCCUUUGUCUGCUGAGGGGGCAGCAUCAGAGUCAGAGAUGCCAGCAGCACCUCCAAAAGUUUGGAGGUGUUUGUGUCACUGAGGGAGAGGAUGUAAUGAGUAAACUUCACUUCAUCAGGGACAACCCAACUUCAUGGACAACAACUUCUGAGGCAGCAGAUAUCCUUUUUACUCAGACUGAUUGAAGCUUGCUGUCAUAGAGAAUGCUUCAGGAAAUCAUUUCUAUGGUUCUCUAUAAAACUGUAUAGUAACUCUUCAUUUUGUGAUAUGAGAACACCCCUGUCAGGUAUAGAUUUUUGUAUUAUCAUUGUGGCGUGACUGAGACACGGCGAGACCACAGAUUUGGUGUUAGAGGCGUUUUAUUUAUUCUGGCUGUAGCUCUGGGCGGUCAGCCGCACAUCACACCACAAAAACUCACACACAACAGCACAAUUCCCCUCAUGUAGGUUGGCGGGCGUAAUUAGAGAUGCUGCGCAAGUGCGUCCGCCCUCCCUGCACGGCACCGCAGACCACGCCCCACCACAGCCAUAUUUUUGAAUUAUAUCUUUAUGCAGCUGUUUUUCUUACAUUUAUAUUGUACAUAUUAUUUAUUAAUGAAAUUUACACAACACCAGUCUCACUGUUACUGCUUUUAACUUUUAAGUUUCUUUUUUAGAAAAUAGAAACAUUACUCUAUUCCUUUAGCCAAAUAAUACAAUAAAGCCAAAUAGUGAACAUUAUUACUAAGUGUAUACAAAUGAUUACAGCACGUCCAGUGGUGCAAGACGUGUUGUGGAGAUCACGGUCAAAAAAGAAGGUGAUACUGUUAACAGCCACUUCUGGUAAAAGCAUAUCUAAUAUUCGCACUCAUGCUUUUGUGUUAUUUCCUCUUUUUACAUCACUUCCUGAACAGUUCUUAAAAAACCUCACACCUGUGGAAAUGACUUCUCUAUGAAGCUCGCAACAAUGUAAGUUUUUAUAUCUUAAAUAUAGAAGAAAUAUCUAAGUUUUAUGCAAAGCUAACAUUUCCAUCUAUGAUUUUCUAUCAUUCUUUGAUUCACUGCUAUUUAGAUUAAACAUCAUAUUUGUCGAGAAAAAAGUUCCACAGGAAAAAGGUGAAGGAUUUUCUUUUUCUCUCGUCUAUCAUGUUUAUGAACAUAACUUCUUGAAAUAAGAGCUGUAUGCUGGUAUCUUACCAGAUUCUUUGAAGCUGAAUAUUUAUCCUUGUAAUGACAGUAGUAGUAGUUACAUGAGAACGCUGGGCUUUGCAAAAUUACUAUUACUCUCAUAAUCACAUAUUUUAAAGGUGAUAAUGAGCCCUGUGAGUGAGUGAAUAAUAUUUGCUGUUAUCUUGAGCUAACACACUAAAUUUUUUCCCAAACAUCAUUUGAGCGCUUUAACAGAAUACUUAAAAAAAAUGUUUUUGUCACUUUUCACCAUAACAGCUUGUCACUGGUAAUGUUUAACAAAUAAUCAUGUAAAUUGUUUCAUGUGCAAACUUCAGACUCUUCACUUUUUUUGCAACAAAGAUGGCUGCAACUCUGACUUUUCUUCUCAUUAGUUCUCUGCUGCAGGGUGCACUGUGUGAAAGGUUCAACAUCAAGAUGCCACAGAAUAUAAAUGUUUUGAGAGGAUCCUGUUUGACCAUCCCCUGCUCCUUUGAUGUAGAGAGCAGAUUUGAAAUUGACUUAGAUGAUUCAUGUAGAGCAUAUUGGUGGUAUUCAUACAGUGAAACUAGAAGACUACUUAAAGCUCAAGAAAUGACAGAAGACUUAACAAAGAAAGACUGCACCACAACUUUCAAUAAUGCAAGUCUUCUUCAAAGAAGUAAAUAUUACUUCAGACUGGACUGUGAUAAUGAAAAGAAAUACACUUUUACACAAGCUGGUGUAAAUAUUUCAUUCAUAGAUGUUCCUCCCUCACCGACUCUGACUCCAUCCACACUGGAGGUGAAGGAGGGAACCUCAGUGAGUCUGACGUGCUCUGCUCCAGCUCCAUGUUGGUCUCAUCCUCCAGCUCUGACAUGGAGCCCUAACCUGGGUCAGAGUCGGGAGACACUGCAGGAGAAUCAGGACAAAACUAAAGUCAAGACUUCUGUUAUGAAUUUCACUGCUUCUCACCUCCAUCAUGGAAAUAAAAUCUCCUGCACUGCUGUCUACAGGAAAGAGGAUGGUAGCCCUGAUGUCACUGCUGAAACAAGUUUAACUCCUGAUAUUUCAUAUUCACCUAAAAACAUCACAGUUUCAGUCAGUCCUUCUGGUCCAGUACCAGAGAACAGCUAUGUGAGUCUGACCUGCAGCAGUAAUGCCAACCCGGCAGUGAGGAACUACACCUGGUACAGAGCUGAUGGAAACCAGGAGGCUUUUAUUGGAACAGGAACCAGUUUAAACAUUCAAGUCUUCAGAGACAGACGAUCAUUUUUCUGCAAGGCUGGAAAUGAGAUUGGAGUUGGACGUUCCAGCAGCAUUCAAAUAGAUGUUCAGUGGUCUGAAAUGCACUGUGGACUUUACAGUGGAGUCCUUCCUUGGGUCCUCGCUGGUGUGUUUUUCAGUGUCAGUGUCAUCUGUGCGGCAUGCCUUUGCAAAGUACGAAAGAAUGUGAAGCCAAAAGAAGAGGACAGAAAUUAUAUGACACUGAGUGGUAGAAACGUCAGCUCUUCAGAGUAUGAUGUCAUUAACACAGCUCCAAAGAGUCAGUGACGCUGACCUUGA
Molecule: messenger RNA, 3145 nt
Organism: Oreochromis niloticus (Nile tilapia)
Lineage: Eukaryota; Metazoa; Chordata; Actinopteri; Cichliformes; Cichlidae
Product: sialic acid-binding Ig-like lectin 14
Exons: 6
Coding region: 1964-3133 (389 amino acids)
Source: RefSeq, a predicted model, not a curated record